ACUCUACGUGCUACAUUCUAACUACAGAUAGUGUUUCUCUGUGCUUCGACAUGCUCAUUUUACGCGCCGCCUUCUCUUGGACACUGCUCUCCAUUCUCGCGCUCCUCACGGCGUCCUCCGGGGCUCACGACAGUCCCCGGUCAGAGGGGGUCUCGCGCGCACAACGGAGUGGAAACGGACCAAUUCGCGGCAGGUUUACUCUGAAGAACGGCAUGCAGUGCAUUUGGGCUACUAAAGACACGAGGAACGGUGUGAAGAUGUUGGUCAAAUGUGAGAAUUCUGAGGCCCGUAUCUCUGGAGGAGUUACGGACGUACAGUGCGAGUACAACGCCAAACCUCAGAGCUGCCCGGCCUAUCAGUCCAACCCCAAAGCAUACUAUAAGCAGGUGUUCCGCGCGCUCAAAAAGCUGCAGGGAGCUCUGUGCAAGGAAGAGCGCGUUUUGAUAAAAGCAGGCAUGUGUAAGCGCGCGUCUCGAGACGCGCAUUUCAAACUGGACAUGAAUUCGGCAGUCACUUCGGCUCAGUCGGGUAUUGACCCUACUCCCCAUCCCAAGAGUUCUUCCACCACCACCAGCACCACCACUACCACCACAACAACCACCCCGACCGCUCAUGUCCCCAGUGGGACACCUACUGACUGCAAGCGACGCGCCGACCACCGUGAAGUGGCAAAGGAGUACUGCAACAGCUCGUGGGCCAGCGUGUGCGCUUUCUUCUUUUCCAUGUUACAGACUGAAGAGUGUUAGCGGUAGACACAGGACAUGGACAAGAGCAAACCAUUUUUGUAUGCUUAGUCCCUUUUCAUCAUUUUAUUUUUGGCAUAUCAACAUUUUCAUGGGUGUUUUGCAGUAACAGUUUUUUUAAACUAUAAUGAGGUCAUUUAAAAUUUCAUAUGCUCCAUGUGGUUUCAGAAGGCACUUCACUUUAAUAUAGCCUGUACAUUUGAAAGUACACGUGUCUACUUACUUGACUAAAGUAGCUAGCCUACAGUUUUUUUUAUGAAUAGUGAGAUAUGCAAAAGAUUUUUAUUUUUCUACACAAGGAGAGCAUUAUCUUUCCAUCUCUCUUAUACAACUGUA
Messenger RNA from Boleophthalmus pectinirostris (great blue-spotted mudskipper), 1079 nucleotides. RefSeq names its product fibroblast growth factor binding protein 1b (gene fgfbp1b). NCBI's taxonomy places the organism in Eukaryota, Metazoa, Chordata, Actinopteri, Gobiiformes, Gobiidae. The transcript has 2 exons. The record is from RefSeq and is a predicted model, not a curated record. Gene Ontology annotation, molecular function: growth factor binding. Gene Ontology annotation, biological process: cell-cell signaling. The coding region runs from base 51 to 746 and encodes 231 amino acids.